GCUCGGUGGUUUAGGGAAAUGCGGAGGAGGAGUUGCCGUCAGUGGCCCAAGAGGAAACUACCCUGUCAGUUGAGAGUGGUUACAGAGCGAGGUGCAGCUCGCAACCUACGUCGGAGCAUCUUAAGCAAAGCAAAAGCAGCUGAGUGAACAUCUGUCUCCUGUGGAUUCGUACUUUCACGAAGGAUAUGGAGUUUAAAUUCUGUGCGUAAAAGACACCGUUGGCGAUAUGGGUUUGGUUACUGGAGAAUUGGAGGAAUACGUAUUAAUGGGAAGGGUCACUGCUUCGGAAGUGAGGAGAGACUCUUUGCUCAACGUGAAUCAGUGAAAGAAUUCCUUGCAGGUAUGAGCACCACGGCGCCACCCGGCAGAUUUCCACCGCCCACCAUCCCGGUGAUUAUGUUCAUCUUCGGGGUGGUGGGAAAUGUCAUCGCCAUAGUUGUUCUGCGAAUAUCACGAAAGGAACGGAAAGAGACGACUUUUUACACACUUGUGUGCGGCCUGGCAGUCACAGACCUGCUGGGCACCUUGCUGGCCAGUCCCGUCACCAUCGCCACCUACAUCAAAGGCACCUGGCCUGGAGGGGAGCCUUUGUGCCAGUACUCCGGCUUCAUUCUGCUCUUCUUCUUCUUGGUUCAACUCAGCAUUGUAUUUGCAAUGUCAGUGGAAAGAUAUUUGGCAAUAAACCACGCGUAUUUCUACAAUGAGUAUGUCGACCAAAGACUCGCAGCGCUGGCACUUUUAGUCAUAUACAUUUCCAACAUCGUGUUUUGCGCGCUGCCCAGCUUGGGAUUCGGUCGGGUGACGCUCCAAAACUCCAAGACCUGGUGUUUCAUCGACUGGCAAAACAACCACACAACUGUCAAGACUUUUAAUUUGAUGUACGCGGGGGUGAAUUCGGGCAUCGUGCUGGCAACUAUCAUAUGCAACGUGACCGUGUUCGGAGCUCUGAUCCUAAUGCACAAGCGGUUCAUUCGCCGCACAUCUUUGGGAACAGACCCGCGGCGCGUCGCAGAGUUGCGGCGCAGACGGAAUUUUUCCCGAUUAGCUGGAGCAGAGAUCCAAAUGGUCAUCCUUCUUAUAGCUACAUCGGCUGUUGUCCUCGUCUGCUCCAUACCUUUAGUGCUGAGGAUCUUCCUAAAUCAGCUGUUCAGAAACCAGACAGAAGAGAAUGGGUUGCAUAGAGACCUGCAGGCCAUCCGCAUGGCUUCUGUCAACCCCAUCUUAGAUCCGUGGAUAUAUAUCUUGCUCAGAAAGACAGUUUUCCUCAAACUGAUGGAGAAAAUCAAGUGUCUGUUCUGCAAAAUGGGUGGACGGGGACAGGGUGGGCAUUUCCUCUGCGCUGACGGUCAUCUGUCUUCCAUCGUCUCUCGGGACUCUCCAUCACUGAUGUCCCAUGAGUUGCGGGAAAUGGUGAGCACGUCUCACACCAUGCUUUACCCCUCUGAGAGAAACACACAGACACAUGGACCAAUUCAAGCAGGGGUGGAGGGUGACUCUGCUCUUCCUGCUAUACAGACAUUACAGGCCCUACAGGAGGUUGAUGGGUCUAAGACUGUAUUAGAGGACAGUGUAUCAGAAAUGCCACUGAAAGAACUUCCAGUUUGCCCCAAAGACCCGACUCUACAAGUCACCUUUACAGAUGAGACUACAGAUAUGCAAGAAAAAUGCAUAUAACCAUUAUAAUAUUCCCCAUAAUAAGACUGUCGCCUCAAAGAUGGGAACUAGUGAAAGCACUGCAAACACAUCUGAAGACUGAAAAAUCUGUCAUCUGUAGCCAUCUUGUGGACUGCUAAGAACACUUGAGAGAUGAAUUACUGACCUUCUGUAAGUAUCAUUCUCAGUGCAUCGCUCCCCAUUAAUUCUUGACCAAAUCACUAAAUACGCAUCAAUACGAUCACAUAACUUAUAUCAGCAAAACCACAGGGAGCGUUAUAGAGCUCCCCCAUUGCACUUUUUGAAUUUCAGUCCAUUGCCGGGUUGCGCUCGUUUCCACAACCUGCACAAUGUCUGUAAAGAACUUGUGUUAAAAUGUGAACAGAGUACCAGGAUGUCAAUUUAUUUCAAAUAUGAAAUUGUACAUUACUGUCUUCUCCAUGAGAAAGUUCAGUUAGUUUGAAGCCAUUUCAAAUUGGUGCAGGGUGAAUAUGUGUGUGGUGUUUUUUUUUUGUUUCCUGGUUUUGUUUGUGUGUUUGUUUCAAUCAGUGACAUUUUAUGGGUUGACAGAGUUGCUCUUACAUCAAAACCAUAAUCUUGCCACCCCCUGAAUUUCAUAAAGGCAGCUAUACACUAGAUAUCCCAUAGUACAGACACUGGAGGAUGUUAGACUUCAAAGUGACCCCUAAAAAGCCCACUUAACCCAUUAUCUUAUUGACUUUACUUUUAAUGCUUUUAAUGCAAUGCGUAACAUUCCCAGCUAAUCGGAGUAUAUAAGGAAGAUAAGGCAGGAAAUUAGAACUGAAGCCAUUUUUGUGUCCUGUCUGAAUUUUUUUUAAAUUAUUUCCCGUUUUAGCAUGGCCUUGAUAUACUGCUGCUAUAAAGACUGAUACAAAUAUAAACACAUGUUCAUAUUCAGUGUCAAAUUUAUCACAAAAUGUUGUGUAAAUGUGUUUAAUAA
Archocentrus centrarchus (flier cichlid) is the source of this 2614-nucleotide messenger RNA. RefSeq names its product prostaglandin E receptor 4 (subtype EP4) b (gene ptger4b). Gene Ontology annotation, cellular component: plasma membrane. The record is from RefSeq and is a predicted model, not a curated record. Lineage: Eukaryota; Metazoa; Chordata; Actinopteri; Cichliformes; Cichlidae. Gene Ontology annotation, biological process: positive regulation of cytosolic calcium ion concentration; adenylate cyclase-activating G protein-coupled receptor signaling pathway; inflammatory response. Gene Ontology annotation, molecular function: prostaglandin E receptor activity. The coding region runs from base 343 to 1674 and encodes 443 amino acids. The transcript is spliced from 2 exons.